Molecule: messenger RNA, 3780 nt
Organism: Vicugna pacos (alpaca)
Lineage: Eukaryota; Metazoa; Chordata; Mammalia; Artiodactyla; Camelidae
Source: RefSeq, a predicted model, not a curated record
GGGAGCGGCCGGCAGCCUCGGCCCCUUCCCAGAGCGACUUUCAAACUCGCGCCCGCGUUGCGGCGGCACCUGGGCGGCUUCGCGCGCCGUGCGUUCCGGACCGGGCGGGACGGCCACUGCACGAACCUUCCCGGAGCGCCCCUGCCAGGCAGCGAUGCCAGGAUGCCUGUCUCUGCCUCCCUCCACCAAGACCAGGAGCGGCCAGUGAGCCUGACCUCCACCACCUCCUCGUCGGGCUCCUCCCGUGACAGCCACGGGGCCAUGGAAGAGCCCAGCGGCUCCGAGGCUUCCGCCGAGAAUGAGGGGGGCUCCCCACGUAGCCGGUGUCCCCCCAACGGCAACACCUCUAGUGGCUGGCGGAGCAUGAGGGGGUCCCUGUCCCCCUUCAGCAGCCGGGCGUCGGUGCACAAGCUCAGCUACCUGGGCCGAGUGGUGCGGGAAAUUGUGGAGACGGAGCGCACAUACGUGCAGGACCUGCGCAGCAUCGUGGAGGACUACCUCUUGAAGAUCAUUGAUACACCCGGGCUCCUGAACCCGGAGCAAGUCAGUGCCCUCUUUGGAAACAUAGAAAACAUCUACGCACUGAACAGCCAGCUCCUCAGAGACUUGGACAGCUGCAAUAGUGACCCUGUGGCUGUGGCCAGCUGCUUUGUGGAAAGGAGCCAAGAGUUUGAUAUCUACACCCAGUACUGCAACAACUACCCUAACUCCGUGGCCGCCCUGACCGAGUGCAUGCAGGACAAGCAGCAGGCCAAGUUCUUUCGGGACCGUCAGGAGCUGCUGCAGCACUCGCUGCCCCUGGGCUCCUACCUCCUGAAGCCGGUCCAGCGCAUCCUCAAGUACCACCUGCUACUCCAGGAGAUCGCCAAACAUUUUGACGAGGAAGAGGAUGGCUUCGAGGUGGUGGAGGAUGCCAUUGACACCAUGACCUGCGUGGCCUGGUACAUCAACGACAUGAAGAGGAGGCAUGAGCAUGCUGUCCGGCUCCAGGAGAUUCAGUCUCUGCUCAUCAACUGGAAGGGGCCGGACCUGACCACCUAUGGGGAGCUCGUCCUGGAGGGCACGUUCCGCGUGCACCGUGUGCGCAGUGAGAAGACCUUCUUCCUCUUUGACAAAGCGCUGCUCAUCACCAAGAAACGGGGCGACCACUUUGUCUACAAGGGUCACAUCCCGUGCUCCUCCCUGAUGCUGAUCGAAAGCACCAGAGAAUCCCUGUGCUUCACCGUCACCCACUACAAGCACAGCAAGCAGCAGUACAACAUCCAGGCCAGAACAGUGGAGGAGAAACGGAGCUGGACUCACCACAUCAAGAGGCUCAUCCUGGAGAAUCACCAUACCACCAUCCCCCAGAAGGCCAAAGAAGCCAUCUUGGAAAUGGAUUCCUAUUACCCCAAUCGGUACCGGCACAGCCCAGAGCGCCUGAAGAAGGCCUCCCAGGACGAAGCGUCCGCCCAUGUGAACCAGGGGCGCCGGCAGUCUGAGCCUGGUCAGCUCCCGUACAGCCGGGCAACACUGCCCAUCCGGCAGCGAGGCUUCGAGGCGCCAGGCCCUAAGGGCCGUAGGAAGUCGGAGCCGUCCAGACACCUGCCCAGGCAACUCAGCGAGAAAGCCAGAGCAGGAAUGAAGCAUGAGGGCCUUGCUGGCUCACUUCUGGACUUCGGGCAGCACCCCUGCAUGCAGGGCCUGCAGUCGGAGGCUGAAGGGGCUGCCGGGCAGGAGCAGGAGGAGGAAGAGGUGGUGGAGGAGGAGGAGGAGGAAGAGCAGGCCUUUCAGGUCUCUCUGGAGGACCUGGAAGGGCAUGAAGGCAGCGAGAAGGGGGCCGGGCCAGAGCCCCCAGGCUCGGAGGAGGAGGAGGAGGAGGAGGAGGAGGAGAGCCUGGCAGUGGCGGAGCAGGUAGCCGACUUUGCCAGCUCCCUGCUGGCCGCCCUCCACUGCUGGCACUAUCGGGCCAACGCUUUCCUUUUCUCCCGGGGCGCUAUGGGGAAGGGGCGCAGGGAGUCUGAAGGCCCCAAGAGCUGCAGAAGGCCCCGCAGCCGGUCUCCACCCACCUCUGAGAAGUGCAUGAGCUUUGAGUCAGUCUCUUCCCUGCCGGAGGUUGAGCCAGACCCUGAGUCUGGGACGGAGCAGGAGGUGUUUGCUGCCGUGGAAGGUCCCAGCACCGAGGACACAGACACAGAGGCUCCAGAAGUCCUGGAAAUGGAGCUUGAUGCCCACCAGCUGCUGCUGGGGCUGGACCCUCCAGGUGACAUGGUGGACUUCAUGGUGACUGAGAGCACAGAGGACCCUAAGGCCCUGAGCAGUGAAGAUGAGGAAGAGGAGAUAGAGGCUUCCCACGAGCCUGAGAGCCUCCUACCGCCCUCCGUGCUGGACCAGGCCAGCGUCAUUGCCGAGCGGUUUGUCAGCAGUUUUUCUCGGCGGAGCAGCCUGGCACAGGAGGACGGCAGGUCCAGUGGAUUCGGGACCCCGAGGCUGACCAGCCGGAGCAACAGUGUGCUCAGCCUAGCGGACAGCGAGAAAGGCCCGGCCCCGCAUGGCAGCACCACAGACCCUGGCUCUCAGCUCCCUGCAGAAGUGGACACCAGUGUGGGGGUGGCUGCAGAGAGUGAACCUUCUGCCAAUGGGGCAGAGUCCCCAAGCCCAGUCUACCCAGUGGAGCCAGACAGGUCUUCCUGUAAGAAGGAAUCGAAGCUUUCUUCCCGAGACCGGCUAUUGCUAGACAAAAUCAAGAGCUACUACGAAAACGCAGAGCACCAGGACGCAGGCUUUAGCGUCAGGCGCCGGGAGAGCCUCUCUUUCAUCCCUAAAGGGCUGGUGAGAAACUCAGUCUCCAGGAUUAACAGCCUUCCCAGGCCAGACCCAGUGCCCGUGGCUCCGCUGGGGCAUAAGAGACAAGGGAGCUCCCGGGCAGCCUCGUGGGCUCUCUUUGACCUCCCAGGACCAGGCCAGGCGGGUACUGGAGACUCAGCUCCCAUCACAGAUGCUGAGUUCCGCCCGUCUUCGGAAAUUGUGAAGAUCUGGGAGGGAAUGGAGUCUCCUAAGGGGAGCCCUCCGAAGGGGCCAGUCCAAGGCCAGGCCAAUGGCUUUGACCUGCACGAGCCCCUCUUCAUCCUAGAGGAACAUGAGCUGGGGGCCAUCACUGAGGAGUCGGCUGCUGCCUCGCCAGACAGCGCCUCCCCCACCGAGCACCCCAGCCCGGCCCACCUGGCCCGGGAGCUGAAGGAGCUAGUGAAGGAGCUGAGCAGCAGUGCCCAGGGGGAGCUCGUGACCCCACUGCACCCCCGCAUCUUGCAGCUUUCCCAUGUGAUGGACGGCCCUGUAAGUGAGCGCGUCAAGAACAAGGUCUACCAGCUGGCCCGCCAGUACAGCCUCCGGAUCAAGAGCAAGUCAGUGGCAGCCAGGCCAUUGCUGCAGUGGGAAAAGGUGGCUCCCACCAUCCCCCACCUGCAGGAGGAGGCUGAAGCACCAGCAACUGGCCAAGGUAGGAGGAAGCCAGUGCUGUCUCUCUUCAACCAUGAGCAGCCCACGGCCCUGGAGCACAGCCCGCCCAAGUCCGAAUCUGCCCGGGAGACGUCACCACGACGUUUCUCCUUCAGCCCCUCAGCUGCUAGCCCGAAGACCACCACGCCUGGGUCCUGGCCCUCCCCCCGAAGCCCCUUUGACAUGGAGACCUUCAAUUGGCCCGACGUGCGGGAGCUCUGCUCCAAGUACACCUCCCAUGAUGAGGCGCUCCAGGCCAAGAGCGGCCGGCCCCGCAGCCUCCAGGGCUCCCGGCUCACCUGA